Messenger RNA from Acanthochromis polyacanthus (spiny chromis), 1222 nucleotides. Its product is annotated as major histocompatibility complex class I-related gene protein-like. Gene Ontology annotation, cellular component: external side of plasma membrane. The record is from RefSeq and is a predicted model, not a curated record. Lineage: Eukaryota; Metazoa; Chordata; Actinopteri; Pomacentridae. The transcript is spliced from 4 exons. Bases 548 to 1222 code for a protein of 224 amino acids. Gene Ontology annotation, biological process: immune response.
GCAUUGACCAUUCAUGGUAAAAUGUGGGUGUGUUGUGGGCGGAAUGUGAGGUGGAUCCACCUGUGCAAUCUUCCAGCUGGUGUGUGAUUAUAAAGAAAUUGCAUGCAGCUGUGCUUACGCACAGUUUUAUAAAUCAGGGGUGAAGGGCAUACGCCAAUUUCGUAUUAUCGGCGUACGCAAACUUUAGUAUGGAUCCUACGCAAUGUUUUAUAAAUGAGGCCCCAGGAUCUGCUGCUCAGGACUCCACCUCAGAGUGAAUCUGUUCCUGCAGCUCCUUCAGCAGUGGACAUGAGCUGUGUGUUAGUGGAGGCAGGGUUGGGUUAGGGUUUGGAUCUUCCUGUUCCCAGCAGACUCUGUCUGAGAUGUUCCCGAUGUUCAGAUGAUGAUUAUCUGUAGGAGGCGACAACAGCAGAUGAGCUGGUUAGAAAUGUGUUGAUUUGUGUGUCUUUGUGGUAAAUAUGUGAUAAUAACUGUUAACAGAAGAUUGCUGUGACCUCACUUUUAUUUACUGUCUCUGUGUGUCUCAGGUGUAUUUAUUUUCCAGAGGAUGUACGGCUGUGAAUGGGAUGAUGAGACAAAUGAGAUUAAUGGGUUUAAUCAUUUUGGUUAUGACGGAGAAGACUGGAUAUCAUUGGACCUGAAGACAUGGACGUGGGUUGCUGCAAAAGCACAGGCUGUCUUCACCAAACACAGAUGGGACAAUGACCAAGCUCGAAUGUCAUUCAUGAAGUAUUACUUCACCGAGCAUUGUCCUGAUUGGCUGAAGAAAUAUGUGAAGUAUGGGAGGAGCUCUCUGAUGAGGAAAGAUCUUCCAUCAGUGUCUGUCUUCCAGAAGACUUCCUCCUCUCUGGUCAGCUGUCUCGCUACAGGUUUCUACCCCAACAAAGCCGACUUGUUCUGGAGGAAAGAUGGGGAGGAGCUUCAUGAGGAUGUGGACAAAGGAGAGGUCCUCCCCAACCAUGAUGGAACCUUCCAGAUGAGUGUUGACCUGAAGAUUUCUUCUGUCGCUCCUGAAGACUGGGAGAAGUACGACUGUGUGUUUCAGCUGUCUGGUGUCAAAGACGUCCUUGUCACAAAACUGGACAAAAGAAAAAUCUUUCCCAUUGAAGGUUCUUCAAGGAUCCAUGUUGCUGCUGUUGCUGCUGUUGCUGCUGUUGGUGUUUUAGGACUGUUGGCAGUCAUUGCUGCAGUCAUCCGGAGAAGAAAACAUCACGGUUUUUGA